Molecule: messenger RNA, 549 nt
Organism: Ornithodoros turicata
Lineage: Eukaryota; Metazoa; Arthropoda; Arachnida; Ixodida; Argasidae
Exons: 5
Coding region: 1-549 (182 amino acids)
Biological process (GO): symbiont-mediated perturbation of host defenses
Molecular function (GO): amine binding
Source: RefSeq, a predicted model, not a curated record
AUGGUCUUCACGGUCCUCUAUGUAGCGUGCGCCUGUUUCUUCUGGACCAUUGAGGCACAGAUGCAGGAGAAUAGACCAGACCUUGGUCAGUACCAGGACUUUGCAAGCUGCCCUGAUUACUACGGCCCGUGGUACCACUUGUACCGGAAUUACGAAACUGAUCCGGAACUGGGACCCAACGUCAAAUGUUACUCGACACGCCAAGUAGAACCCAUUGUGAACGGCAGAACAGCGUUCAAUACAACCUACAUUAAGGAUGGCGUGCGGAAUUAUAUGUUCCUCCCUUCCGAACUGAGGUCGACGACCGGUUAUACUGUUGCCAACGUCCUGUACAUGACGCCACCCUGUUUUGCUCCCACCACUCGUAUUGCUGUAUAUAUUGAGUGCGGGGCAUGUAUGCUGCUCAGGACAGAGGACAGAGAUGGUUAUGGAUGCCAUUUUUUCGUGACCGAUCCAUAUAACCUGGACCGUGGCUGCGCGUACGCCUACGACUCGAAGUGCGGCCCUGAGAAGUACACGUACUACGAUCCGAACGAGUGCGCACCUUGA